AGUGCAGAGUUUCCACUGCGAGGAAUAACAGUGAGACGGUUGCUUUCACCCCUUAAACCCAACUACUUCUGGACGACGACAACGCCGACGACGACCACGACGACUCAUCAUUAUCUCCACUUCUCGAACCGCUCACUCUCUGAAUAACUAUUUAUACUAUUUCAUUUAAGCGAAGCACUUUCUGUAGAAUAUUCUGGACUCCAUUUUGCGACUGCAGUACAGGAAAAUUAUUUCUCAAUUCUCUCAUUUAUCUGCUGUUGGGAAGGUUGAGACAUCGUCAUCAGUACUACCUCUUGAAGGUGACGAAAUCCUCCAGUGUCAAAACUGAAGUGUGGUCAAAAGCAUCAGUGAACAGGAAGGAAUUGGGUUAACCUAUUCAGUCAUCAAUAUGCAUAAGACGUCAAUGUGGAUGAUUGUGGGCUGCAUUUCAGUAAUGGCUUUCCUACGGGUAGCGUUUGCCUAUCCAAACUACCAACCAGCACCCGAAGGGUUCAGGCCAAUGGUGGAAGUGGAAGAUCCAGAAGCAGUUCUUGAAAUGCUGGCUCGACUUGGACAGAGCAUUUUGAGAGCGAAGCAUGACGGCUCAAAUGCCAAACGUGGGCUGGAUCUUGGACUUGGUCGUGGAUUUUCUGGAAGCCAGGCUGCUAAGCACAUCAUGGGCUUGGCUGCCGCAAACUUUGCAUCUGGUCCAGGCAAGAGGAAGCGGAUGGAGGGAGCCUUAGAUUACCCAGUGAGCUCUUCAGGCCUCGACGUCCCCCCACUUUCUGGAUCAGAGUGGUACAACAAGAGUUAAUUUUCCUUCAUGUCCAUGCACAAAGCAUUAUUCUGGACCUGCUAAAUCAUUUAUAUGGUUGGAGGAGAAGACAGAAAAAGAAGAAAAAUAUGAAAACUCUGUUGAUACAGACAUCCAAAAUCUUACCAAGUCAACAAUUUCACCGCAUUUAGUAGUACGAGAUGUUAAUACUAUUGUUAUUAUUAUUAUUAUUAGAUUAGUGGAUAUAGUAAUCAUCAAUUAAUGUAUGUAUUAGUCCUAUCAAAAUUAUUAAUACACUAAAUACUACAUGUAACAGUAGACUUUCACCGUAAUAUGAAAUCGCUGAGAGUGAGUUCAGUAUUCCUGCAAUAUAAAUACAUACACCAGCCAACCAUAACUAACCAACCAACCAAUAAAUUGCAAAUAAAAUGCUUGUAAAAAGGUCUCGUGGAAAUAUAUAAGCACAGUUCUUCUACAUCUAUGUACCUUCCUUACUAGGGCUACAGUUGAGAUUGGAAUAUCAUGAAUGUGUAAUGCACACAUGUUAUGUAAUAAUUUAAUAUAUUGCCAUCUAAUAAACUGUUGUAGUCCUGUUAGUUGCACAUUUAAACUUUCAAAUAUGUCCAUAGAUCUAGUAUUUUAAAUGUCCACAGAUAUAAUCCACGUCAAUCAGCUAUCAACUAAUUACUACUAUAACUGACUAACUAUGUAUUUGAUUAUUUUAUUGGAAUCUGAAAAUGAAAAGUUGUAUUAUGCAUGCAAACAUACAUACUUAUUCUAUAUAAUCAUCACUCUAACAAAUUGAUACAGGUAAAUUACAGGAGGAUUUCCAGCGUAGAACUUGAAUUUCUUUAUAUAUCUAUGAACAGAUUGAUAAUUCUUCUCAAUAAAAUUCACCCACUGUAGCGUUACGUAGUUA
Molecule: messenger RNA, 1673 nt
Organism: Folsomia candida
Lineage: Eukaryota; Metazoa; Arthropoda; Collembola; Entomobryomorpha; Isotomidae
Gene: Dh31
Product: diuretic hormone class 2
Exons: 7
Coding region: 389-793 (134 amino acids)
Biological process (GO): body fluid secretion
Molecular function (GO): G protein-coupled receptor binding; diuretic hormone activity
Source: RefSeq, a predicted model, not a curated record